Messenger RNA from Penicillium bovifimosum, 17673 nucleotides. RefSeq lists its product as uncharacterized. NCBI's taxonomy places the organism in Eukaryota, Fungi, Ascomycota, Eurotiomycetes, Eurotiales, Aspergillaceae. Gene Ontology annotation, molecular function: phosphopantetheine binding; catalytic activity. The transcript has 16 exons. The record is from RefSeq and is a predicted model, not a curated record. Bases 1 to 17673 code for a protein of 5890 amino acids.
AUGGCCCAAUCCACCAAGUGCUAUCUCCCUCGGUUCGCCUCGGCGGUUGACGGGCCUAAACGGCCUGUCUCGAUGAAGACGAGGCCUACGGCCGCCCAGCAUGCGCAGUUAUUAACCGCAUGGAAUGAAGGCCGCCUGGACGCCACGCUCAAAGCUACUUGGGCGCUCGUGCUACACUACUAUAUCCGUUCCGAAGAUAUUUGCUUCGGGUAUCAACAUCUCGAGGGCGACUCGCGUUCCUCCAAAACAUCUGUACAGAGUUCGACCGGCGUGCACAUUUCGACGAUCCGAAUAUCCAUCGACGAGAACGACUCUAUCGCGGCAAUUGUAGAUAAGGUGCGCGAACACAGCGCGAAUAGACAGCUGAACGACAGCUCGGACGCCGCUUCCGAUGGAUAUCUUCCUUUCAACACCAUCUUCACGGUGCGCACAUACGACCCACCUGCUUCGCCUUCGAAACCCCUUUUGGCAACAGCUCUUCCGGACGAUUGUCAAGUCCGCCUUCAUGUUAAGGUCCUGCGUGGAGACAUCAGCAUCUUCCUUGAAUGGCGCAAGGGCGAUAUGUCUGGAGAUCAGAUGAAGACCGUGGCCUCCAUAUUUGAGCAGUUGCUUGCCAAAGUCCUUGCUGCCGAGAACACCGCUAUUAGCCAGCUUAAUUUGUUCUCGGAGAAUGAUUGGCAACGCAUCCGCAAGUGGAAUUCCACGACUCUGCAGCUUCACGAUCGUUGCAUCCACGAGGCGAUCCACGACCAAAUGCUGAGCGGACCAGACCGCGAGGCUGUGUGUGCGUGGGAUGGUAGUUUUACAUACGCGGAACUGGAUCACCAAGCCUCGAAGCUCGCAUGUCAUCUCCGCAUGCAGGGAGUUGGGCCGGAAAUCCGUGUGGCAUUGUGUUUUGAGAAGUCGAAAUGGAACAUCGUUGCAAUGCUUGGCGUGAUGAAAGCCGGCGGAGCUUUUGUCCCAUUGGACCCGACUCACCCAACUCCCAGACUACAAGGUCUCAUCGAAUCAGUCCAAGCCUCGGUGGUGUUGUGUUCUGAAUGCCUUGUUGAGAAACUUAGCGGUCUCGUCGAGACUUUAAUACCUCUUUGCGCUAAUACUUUGGAUCGUCUGUCCGACCCCGCGAACAGCGUGGAUCUUGCAUCGGGUGUCACAGGACAAAAUGCAGCCUACGUUCUUUUCACCUCUGGAUCAACUGGAGAACCAAAGGGAACUCUAUUGGAGCACCGCGCGUUCCUGUCCGGCUCCAUUGUACAUGGGCCGGGCUUGCGCGUUUUCCGCGACUCGCGAUGUCUUCAAUUCGCUGCCCACACAUUUGAUGCCAGUCUGGCGGAGACGUUGACGCCGCUCAUUCAUGGUGCAUGUGUGUGCAUUCCGAGUGAGGAGGCUCGGCUCAACGACAUUGUGACUGCCAUCAACGAGAUGCGAGUCACGCAGGCCUGCUUCACCCCGUCAUUCAUCGGCUUCAUUGAAAUCGAGACUGUUCCAGGGCUGGAGAGUCUCGUUCUAGCUGGCGAGGCAAUGUCUCAGUCGCAACUGGCCACCUGGUCCAAAAUCAAACUGGUCAAUGGUUAUGGACCGACCGAAGCCAGCGUGGCAUCCGUGCUGAACUCCAAUGUCACACCAGACACCGAUUGCAAAGAUAUCGGUCUGCCUGUUGGUGUGAAGACUUGGUUGGUGAAUCCGGACAACCAUGAUGAACUCGUCCCCGUGGGCUGCCCCGGAGAACUACUUUUGGAAGGCCCACCCCUGGCCCGGUGCUACGUGAAUAAUCCCCAAAAGACAAACGAGUCUUUUAUCUACGACCCUGCCUGGACAAAGUUGGACCCUGAAAGUGGUUCAAACCGCAGAUUCUACAAGACAGGUGAUCUGGUCAGGUAUAAUUCCGACACUGGUGCACUUAAUUACAUUGGUCGGAAGGACACUCAGGUCAAGGUUCACGGACAACGAAUCGAGCUCGGCGAAAUCGAGAACCAACUCAGUAAAGACGUGAACGUGACCCACUGCUCCGUCUUCUUUCCAAAGACUGGCUUCUCCAAGGGUCGGUUGGCCGCUGUUGUCUCUUCCACUGGCUUGCUUGCCGAACAGGCUGAUUCGGACUUGGUCCCCCUGCGACUCAUUCCCGCCUUGAAAAAGGCCGAGCUUGUCCCAGGUAUCCGAGAGCGUUUGUCAGCUCGUCUCCCUACGUACAUGGUCCCUGCGGUUUGGCUGUGCGUUGAAGCUCUGCCUCUUUUACCUUCCGGAAAACUCGACCGCAAGGGCAUCGCCACUUGGGUUGCAGGUAUGGAGACCGAUCCCGAUCUUAAUAAUACCACAUCUGCUUCCGUUGUCAGCACAGAAGCUUCACAGCCUGCAAAUGACAGAGAGGCAGCCUUGGCUGCUGUAUAUAGCCGCGUCCUCAACAUUCCACCUCACCAGCUUAAUCUGAAUGAAAGCUUCCUUGCCCUUGGCGGAGAUUCAAUUGCAGCUAUGACAUGUGUCGGCCUGUGCAAGAAGAGAGGCUUCGCGCUCUCGGUACAGGAACUUCUUCGCAGCAAGUCUAUCCGUGACCUCGCUACACGCGCAAAGACAAUCGAACACCUUACAACCUACGACGAAGCAGUUGAUGAACCAUUCAGCCUCUCGCCGAUUCAGAUCCUUCACUUUGGUGUUCGCAAGGAGGGCCAGGGUCACUUCAACCAGGGAAUUCUCACCCGCUUGAACAGGGCGAUCGAGGAAGGAGACCUCCGCAAGGCGAUUGAGACAUUGGUAUCCAGGCACUCCAUGCUCCGUGCGCGGUUCACCGACACAGGUCUCGCGACGGCAUCAAGCCAACACAUUACCCGCGACAUCAAGGGAUCAUAUCGAUGGCGAAUGCACAGUGUUGGUAGCAUGGAUGAGAUCAAGCACUGGGUCGCGGACAGCCAGUCUUCGAUCAACUGCUUCUCUGGGCCACUGCUUGCUGUGGAUUACUUCGAUGUGGAAGGCCACCCCCGCGUUCUAUCAAUGACUGCUCAUCACUUGGUCGUUGACAUUGUUUCGUGGAGAAUCAUUUUGGAGGAUUUGGAAGAUAUCAUCCUGAACCCCGAGAAGACUGUCAGCAAUGAUGGGUCUUUGCCUUUCCAGACCUGGUGCCGCCUCCAGAAUGAGCAUUGUAACACCCUGCGAGCCGAACACAAAGUUGCCACAGAUGUUCUGGCUGCCCCGGACUUUGGUUACUGGGGUCUCGAGGACAACAAGACUACAUACGGCGAUGUGGAUUGUGCGUCCUUUGAGAUCGACCCGGCGCACACCCACGCCAUUCUGCUGGAAUGCCACAAAGCUCUUGGCACUGAGCCAAUUGAUCUCUUCUUGGCAUCGAUGCUCCAUUCAUUUGGCCGAUCUUUCCCCGAUCGGGACCUUCCGACCAUCUACAACGAAGGCCACGGACGCGAAGUUUGGGACCCUUCCAUUGACAUAUCGCAUACUGUCGGCUGGUUCACCAUCCUACACCCGAUCUUCCUCUCUGCAUACAAGUCCGACGACCCCAUUGAUACCCUGAUCCAGGUGAAGGACCUCCGCCGUCGUGUCACAGACAAUGGGCGCGCUGAUUUUACCAACCGAGUUCUGCCAGUGCAGGGUUCCCGAGCCUCCGAGCAUCCCUAUCCAUUUGAGAUGUCUUUCAACUACGUCGGUCAGCAUCGGGAUCUGCAGCGGAAGGAUGGUCUCUUCCAGCUGGUCGACCAAAUGGCUGGAGAAGCUGGUCAAGGAGGCGGUGCCGCUGACUUUGGCAGCGAGACUCCGCGCUUUGGUUUAUUCGAGAUCUCGGCCAUGGUCGUUGCGGAAAAGGUCCGAUUCAACUUCUCCUUCAACAAGUUUAUGCAGCACCAAGAUCGGAUUCACCGAUGGGUUUCCGAUUGUCAGCAGCUGCUCGUGUCGCUCGCUGAACGGCUCCCUACCCUCGCGCCGCGGUUGACUCUCAGCUCAUUCCCUUUGCUAUCGUUGACCUACCCGACCUUGGAGCAAAUGCUCAAUGAGAAGCUGCCUCGGAUGGGCAUUGAGACCCCGGAUCUUGUUGAAGAUAUCUACCCUUGUUCUCGCAUGCAGCAGGGCAUUCUUCUCGGUCGCAAACGCGAUAGCUCUUACUAUGCCGUUCAUGACACAUUCGAAAUUCGUGGCACCGGAGCGACCGCGCCAAAUCUGGAGCGCCUUGUGAAUGCCUGGCAGCAGGUUGUUUCUCAUCAUGCCAUGCUUCGCACGAUAUUCGUUGAGAAUCUGACUCCUCGGGACCCUUUCUGCCAGAUUGUGCUAAAGAGUUAUGAUGCCACGCCCGUCUUCUUGCAGUCAUCAGGUGACAGCGACGUACUUGCUACAUUUGACAAGCAAGAGCCCAAGGAUUACAGCCAGUUUGCGCCUGCGUACCGGUUUACUAUCUGCCGAACUUCGACUGGCCGACUUUUCGCGCGCAUCGAGAUCAGUCAUGCUGCCAUGGACGGUAACUCCAUUUCGAUCAUCAUGCGUGACUUGCAGCUCGCAUAUGCCGGACGACUGGAAGAGACUCCUCAGCCUCUGUUUAGGGAUUACAUUCAGUAUCUGCAGGAUGCGCCAACUGAAGCCAGCAUCGACUACUGGCGCGCGUACCUCAAAGAUACCCAACCUUGCCAUUUCCCUACCCUCACUGAUGGCCAGCAGUCACCCAAGACUCUUAGGUCGAUCCCAGUCAACUUCGGAGCCAUCCAAGAUCUACAGAACGUGUGUGAAAAGCGCGGAAUCACUCUUGCCAACGUUUUCAAUGCCGCUUGGGGGCUCACGCUUCGCCUCUUCUGUGGAUCCGACGAUAUCUCUUUCAGCUACAUGGCUUCUCUGCGCGAUGUCCCAGCUGAGGGUGUCCGGUGGGUCAUUGGUCCGGUCAUCAACCUCCUGGUUUGUCGCAUGAAGUUCCAGAAUGAUGCGAAGUUGAGCGAUGUGCUCCACCAAAUCCAAAAUGACUACAUGGAGAGCCUGGAAUACCGCCACACUUCGCUCAUUGACAUCCAGCAUGCACUGAAGCUCUCCGACACCAACUUGUUCAACUCUGGUGUAUCCUACCGUCGUCUCCCGAGCUCCAAAGACGCCGUCAGUAGUGAGAUCGAAUGUGUCGAGGUCGGAGCAAUUCAUGAUCCCGCUGAGUUCCCUGUCUACAUCAACAUCGAGGCUACGGACACCAAAGCCAGGAUUGACCUCAACUACUGGACCACAAAUCUCUCAGACUCUCAGGCCACUAGUGUGGCUAGCACCUAUCUCCGAUGUCUCGAAAACAUCGCCGCGAACAUUGAUGGUGAGAUUAGCCAGUUGGAUAGCCUGAGUGACGACCACAAAGCCCAGAUCAUGUCUUGGAACAGCAAGGCCCCCAAGCCUUUUGAGAAAUGCGCCCAUCGCGUUGUCCAAGAGAUGGCAAAGAAGCGCCCUGAUGCCCUUGCUGUCACUGCCUGGGACGGCAACUUGACUUAUUCCAAACUGGACCAAUACUCCUCUCGCCUGGCAAGCUAUCUCAUCACCUUUGGUGUCGGUCCUGGAACUCUCACCCCUGUCUGCUUUGAGAAAUCUGUGUGGAACGUUGUUUCUAUAUUGGCAGUGAUGAAAGCCGGCGGUGGAUGUAUCCCCGUCGACAGCCCUCAGACCAUGGGACUUGUUGAGGAAUGGAUUGUCGAUAAUGUGGUCCAGGUUGCGCUGGCUUCGCCCGAGAAAGCCCAGAUCCUCGAGGAUAUCGUCCCCUACGUCAUACCUGUCAGCGAGUCUCUUCUCGAGUACCUCACAGAUGAGGUCCUUACCUCCGCGGCAAGUCCAUCCGACAUCGCAUUUGUCGCCAUGACUGCCGGCACCUCUGGCGUUGCGAAGAGUGUUAUUCUGGACCACUCAACUGUCAUGACCCGAGCUGAAGCAUUUGCUACCACCAUGGCAAUUGCCGAUGUUUCCAGGACACUCCAAUUUGCGCCUCAUACCUCCGAUGCAUUCAUCCUGGAGGCCUUUGGCACCUUCAUGUGGGGCGGUUGCCUCUGCAUUCCCGCUGAUAUUGACCCACUCAAGCUGGCCAGCUCGAUCAAUGUCCUACAUGUCAAUGUUGCUAGCAUAACCCCCACCGCAGCAAGCUUCUUUUCGCCCAAAGAUGUGCCUGGACUGCGGUCCAUCGCUCUCAGUGGUGAAGCAGUCCCCCAGUGGGUUCUCGAUCAUUGGCAAACUGAUGAUCUGCAGCUUCAGGUCUUGUAUGGCACAACUGAAAGUUCCUCCGCGUGUUUCCAUGUAUUCUGUUCCCAGGGCCAGAACGAGGCCACUCUCAUUGGGAAGAGCACUUCUUGUGUUCCGUGGGUUUUGGAUCCCUUCAACUCCAACUGCCUUGCCCCCAUCGGUAGUGUCGGAGAGUUGGCACUCGAAGGACCCGCUCUUGCUCGGGGCUAUCUCAAUCAGAAGUCCGCAGCGAGCCCCGACUUUUUCGACAACCCCACUUGGCUUCCGGGAAGGCAUCGGGAGGGUAGUCGCCGUUUGUUCAAGACUGGCGAUCUCGUUCGAUACAACUCCGACGGCUCCCUUGUUCUCCUGGGACGGAAGAGCGACCGCAACGCACUUACCAUGGCUAGCGACCUGAUCCAGACUCGGGAGCGCAUUGAUUCCUUCCUUGGUCCCAGGAAGAGGUGCAUUCUGGAGAGCGUUCAACUGGAACAUGACGGAACGAAGAUGCAUUCUCUCGUUGCCUUCGUGGUAUCGUCAGAUACCAUCUCGGGCACAUUUGGCGAGCCGGUCCUCCAGCCAGCGACUCCCGAAAUGAAGGGCGUUGUGUCCAGUCUGCACGCUCAUUUGAGUACCACCCUUCCCAAUAACAAGGCCCUCAAGACCGAGACACAAGGGCUGUCGAGUACCGCCCUCGAGUUACUCGACAUCAAGUGUUGGAAUGGGUCCAAUUCUGCUAAUCGCGUUUCGCGCCACGCCAGCCUCUCCCAGGCUAGCAUCACUUUCUGGAAGGAGUAUCUUGCUGAUGUCGAGCCUUGCAUUUUCCCCGCACUUUCUCACGAAGCAGGUGAAAACAGUCGCGCGAUGCGCACGCUCAACAAGCAGGCCGCCAACAUUCAUGCAUUCAGUCGGAUCUCUGGCUUGCCUGUCGAGGUAUUGUUCCAGUUUGCUUGGGCAGUCGUUCUUCGGUGGUACACUGGCUCGGACGACGUUUGCUUUGGGUAUUCCGCAGCAGCCCUGGAGGGGAAGAUUCUGGAUGGCGAAGAGCUCUCCACCUGUCGCUUCCUCGUCCAGAAUGAGAACAAGCUCCAAGAUGCUCUACAGAAAGCAAAGUUGGAUCUCAAGAGCAGUGUCGCUAACCUUGCUGCUCUGGAUGCCAUCAAGCAUCAGCUUGGACUCGAUGACAUGACUUUCUUCAACACCUCCCUCCACUACCGAACAGCUUCCAAUCUCGGGAAAGACAGUAGCCGCCAACCAAGCGCCUCCGAGACUGAUAUGAUUGUGGUUGAAACGGAGGUCUCGGACUCUGACGCCGAUAUUCACUUCACCUACUCCUCAGACACUCUCUCUUCCUUUUACGUCAGCCAUGUCAUGGAUCUGUUCAGCCAGGUUGUGGACGACCUAAUCUCCCAAGAUCUCUCUGAGCGCACAGUUGGAGACAUGGACUUAUUCCCCGCACGCUCAGUCCGCCAGAUUCGUGAUUGGAACGCUUCAUCGCCUCCGAGAGUGGAGAAGUGCGCCGACGAGUUAAUCCAACAGCAAGCGCUGCUUCACCCCCGCGCAGAAGCUAUUUGCUCUUGGGACAAGAACCUAACUUACGGACAGCUUGAAAUAGUCUCCAGCCGUCUGGCUCGCUAUCUCACAGGUCUAGGUGUCAAGCCCGAAGUCUUCGUCGUCUUGUGUUUCGAGAAGUCUGCUUGGGCCAUCGUCGCCCAGCUUGCUGUGAUCAAGGCCGGCGGAGCUUUCGUGUCGAUUGACCCAUCGCACCCAGAUUCUCGCCUGAAAAUGCUCAUCGACGAAAUCGGCACUCAUCUGGUCCUGUGCUCAUCUUCUCUCCUGGCAAAGGUCUCGAAGCUGGUCGACAAAUCCUUCGCUGUUUGCCAGACUUCCGUCUCCCAACUUCCUGACUCGCCUCUGGGUAUGCCCGGCACUCGUCCUGCGCCAUCGAACGCGGCGUAUGGCAUCUUCACUUCUGGUACCACAGGGAAGCCAAAGCUCACUGUUGUCGAACAUACUGCCCUUAGUACCACAGCUCUUGCCAUGACUGAUGCCCUGCGCAUGAACACCACAACACGUGUUUUGCAGUUCUCGAACUAUACCUUUGACGUCAGUAUUCUGGAGAUCAUGAUGACUUUGAUGACUGGUGGUUGUGUCUGCGUUCCCAGCGAGGAUGAGCGUAUGAACAGCCUGAGUGGUGCCAUUCGCCGUAUGGAGGCAGCAUACAUCUUCGCGCCCCCUGCCAUCGUCAAUACUCUGGAUCCAAAGAGCGUCCCAACGCUGAAGGUUAUUACCACCGGUGGUGAGAAGAUGCCCGCUAACCACAUUGACCGCUGGGGCGAUCGAUGCGUCAUCAAUGCCUAUGGUCCAUCUGAAGCCACAGUCAUUGCCACAGUUGGUGUCAAAGUUGACUGGGAUGGAAACAGGGUCAGCGAGGAUCCCACGUCCAUUGGAACAGCGCCGAAUUGCAGAGUGUGGAUCGUUGAUCCUAACAACUACAACCGCCUGCUUCCCGUCGGCGCUGUCGGCGAAUUGAUCCUCGAAGGAAGCAACGUUGCACGUGGAUACCUUGCUAAUGAGCAAAAGACAAAAGCCUCUUUCUUCCAGUGUCCCGUUUGGGUGCGACACGAUGGCCUGCAGGGUGUGUUCAAGCGCGAUGAUCGCAUGUAUCGCACUGGUGAUCUGGUUCGCUACAAUAGCGAUGGCAGUCUCGCCUUCAUCUCUCGCAAAGAUACUCAAAUCAAGUUCAAUGGCCAGCGGAUUGAACUCGAGGAGAUUGAACAACAAUGCCUUCGCUGCCUCCCUGACGAUUCACAAGUUGCUGUCGAUGUUGUCGUCCCCGGAGAACGGACCAUCGCCAAGGGUCUUGCUGCAUUCUUCACUGUACAGGACCAUGGUUCCAACGGGGGCAGCAGUGAUCAACUCACCACCACUGUUUCUGGAGCAGAUCCACUGCUACUGCCCAUCUCAGUAUCCAACAUGGAUGCCAUUCAGAAGUUGAAGAGUUCUCUUCCCGACCUUUUGCCCCAGAGCAUGAUGCCCCGGCUGUUCUUCCCUAUCCGGAACUUGCCCUUCACUUCCUCUGGAAAGAUCGACCGUCGCAGACUGAAGGCAAUGGCCCAGACCCUAUCCAAGGACACCCUAAAGUCUUACAUCACAUUCAAUACCUCUGACAAUAGAGGGAUGUCUACGGCUACUGGUCUUGAGGCACAGCUCGUGGCCCUUGUGGAGAAGACUCUUGACCUGGAAGUCGGUUCUGUCACCGCCGAUGACAGCUUCUUUGCACUGGGUGGUGAUUCCUUGUCUGCCAUGAACCUCGUUGGCGCUGCUCAAGCUGAGGGUAUCUCUCUUACUGUGUCCAGCAUCUUCAACUCUCCGCUUCUGAUUGAGAUGGCCAAGACUUGCGUCGUUUCUAGCGGAGCUGCUGAAAUCAAGAAGGAAAUUGUCAAGCCCUUCUCCCUGCUCCCUGCUGGAAUCGACAUCGACAACCUGAUGGACGAGAUUACCGACAACUGCGAAGUGUCGAAGAACCUUGUCGCCGACGUGUAUCCCUGCAGUGCAGUGCAAGAGGGUCUUCUGACACUCUCCAUCAAACAUCACGGUGCCUAUGUUGCUCAGCCUUCCUUCCGCCUUGCUGAUGGUAUCGAUGUCGGUCGGUUCAAGCAGGCCUGGCAACAGACAGUCGCUGACUUGGAGAUCCUGCGCACUCGCAUUGUUCACACCGACGCUAUGAAUUUUGCUCAGGUUGUGCUGAAGGAGUCUCCUAUCGCUUGGGUUCAGGCGGAGUCCUUUGAAGCUCUUCCCAAUGACUUCCUUCGACUGCCCAGUCACAAUGGUGCACCUCUUACUGGCUAUGCCAUGGUUCAGCCGCGUGGUUCCUCUUCCAGCUACUUCGUUUGGUCUGUUCAUCACGCACUUUAUGACGGUUGGAGUAUUCCUUUGGUCUUCCGCAAGGUCGAAGAGAACUACUUUGCCUCACAGACCAAGCGUGCUGGUGCCCCCUACAGCCUUUUCAUUGACUACUUGGUGAAGAAAAACAUGGCGGAGUCCGACACCUUCUGGAAGACUCAUCUAGCGGACCUGUCAAGCACACCUUUCCCUCACAACAAGAAUGCAUUGCCGGAUGCCGUUCGUGCUGGUAACACUCAGCAUCACUCUAUGGAGAUCUCUCGCACUCCCGAAAGCGUCGACUUUACCAUCCCUGUGCUUAUGCGCGCCGCAUGGGCAAUCGUCAUUGCCACACAAACUGCGUCUGGUGAUGUUUGCUUCGGCGAGACUUUGUCUGGAAGGAACAUCGAUCUCCCUGGUGUUGCGGAUAUUGCUGGUCCUGUUUUAACCACUGUACCGACCCGUGUUCAGGUCGACAAUGCGAUGUCCACUCUACAAUACCUGCAGAAGAUUCAUCAAACAACCACUGAGAUGAUUCCGCACCUGCACUCGGGUCUUCAGCGCAUCCGUCAGCUGAACAAGGAUGCCUCCACUGGUUGCGACUUCAAGAACCUGCUUGUGAUCCAGCCUGGUGAUGGCGAACUCGACAACAAGAUUUGGGUCGACGAGAAGCGUCAGACAAGCGAAGACUUCUUCACUCACCCUCUUGUUGUGGAAUGUGGUGUCACGAAGACAAGCAUUGCAUUCACGGUUCACCACGAUGAACUUGUCAUCAAUGGCUGGCAGACCAAACGCAUUAUCCAGCAGUUUGCCCAUGUCCUGCAGCAAUUGAUUUCGAUGCCCAAGAACACCACAAGCAUUUUGGGAGACCUGGAGGUUGUGAGCCCUGAAGACAAGGCGGAGAUCGGUACUUGGAACGAACGGACUCCGCUCACUGUCGAACGAACCGUGCAAGACUUCAUUCGUGACAUGUGUGAUGAGACUCCGAACGCUCAGGCUGUGUGUGCAUGGGAUGGUGACCUCUCCUACAGAGAAUUCUGGGAUCUCGCAUCCGGCUUUGCCAAUUAUCUCAUCUCUCGUGGAGUUGGUCCAGAAGUCUUUGUUCCAGUGUGCCUUGACAAAUCAGCUUGGGCAAUGGUGACCCUCAUCAGUGUCCUCAUCGCCGGUGGCGGCUAUGUUCCUCUCGAUCCGUCCCACCCUACAUCUCGCCACGAAGAGAUUCUGGCCGACGUCGGCGCCAACAUCAUUCUGUGCACACCCAAUUAUACCAAUCGGUAUAGCCGAGUUGUGAAGACUGUUAUCCCCAUCAGCAAAGACACCAUCAAGGCCUAUGGGUCCCUCAAGUCAACCGUCCGCGGCCGUGCUCAGGUCAAACCAUCCAAUAUGGCGUACGCUUUGUUCACAUCUGGUAGCACCGGUCGCGCCAAGGGCAUCAUUGUUGAGCACCGCAACGUGGUCAGCAGUAUCAUGGCUUUCGCCCCGUGGGUCCACAUGGAUGCAACCUCGAGAGUGUUCCAAUUUGCCUCACUCACUUUCGAUGCCGCUGUCAUGGAGACACUUGCGAUCCUCAUGUUGGGAGGUACAAUCUGCGUACCCAGCGAGGACGAUCGUCUCAACGAUGUGGCUGGUGCAAUCCGUCGACUGAAUGUUACUUGGACAUUCCUCACUCCUUCAAUUGCCAGCAUCAUUGAGCCAUCCUCGGUUCCAUCCCUCAAGCACCUGGUCUGCGGUGGUGAGAAGAUGUCCAACGAAGUCAUCACCAAGUGGGCCAACUCCGUUCACCUCAUGAACGGAUACGGACCAACCGAGACGUGUGUUUUCGCCGUCAUCGACAAUGCAGUGGCCGCCAACCGCGACCCCGGGCGCAUCGGUUAUGGCAUUCCCAGUACCCUCACCUGGAUCUGGGAGAACUUGCCCUUGAAGGUACUCCCUUGGCCCGAGAGUACCUCAAAAACCCCCGAGAAGAACGCAGAGGCAUUCACGACCGACCCCGCUUGGAUCAAGGACUUCAGGGCCACUGUUCCUGGUCCCCGGCGUAUCUACAAAACCGGUGAUCUCUGCUACUACAACCCCGAUGGUUCCAUUCAGUACAUCAGCCGGAAGGACCACCAAGUCAAAUUGCACGGCCAGAGAAUGGAGCUCGGUGAGAUUGAGCAUCGUUUGUCCGAAGAUACUCGCACACGCCAUGCAGUCGUCAUUCUUCCCAAGAAGGGCCCGCUCAAGCAGCGCCUGGUCACUGUCAUGUCUUUGAACAGUGUUGCAGCUGAUAACAAGCUUAUUUCAGACAAGGCCUGUGAGCUUGUUGACGAGGAUGAGCUUGAGCGCCAUGCUUACAAUGAGCUUGUUGACGUCCAGAAGAACCUCGAGGACCAGCUUCCCAUAUACAUGGUUCCGCAGACUUGGGCACUGAUCAAGAAGCUCCCCAUGCUGGUUUCUGGCAAGCUCGACCGAAAGAAGAUUACUGCUUGGCUUGAGGAUAUUGAUGAUCUGUCAUACGAGCGUAUUAUGGCGGAUUAUGAUCGCAUCAAGCGCGGGAAGACCGAGGAAAAGCCCCAAGAAAGAGAUGAAAAGAGUGGCUCGCUCAGGAUUAUUCGCGAGAUCUUCGCCCAGGUGUUGAAUAUCUCUUUGUCCAAGGUCAAUGUCGACCGAUCUUUCGUCAGCUUGGGCGGCGACAGCAUCACUGGAAUGGCUGUGAUUUCCCGCGCUCGCAAGCAGGGACUUGUUCUGACACUGCACGACAUUCUGCAAAGUCGCUCGGUAAAGGAACUUGCACAAACCGCCGGUACCAAGACACCUGUUUCUCAACGUGAAGAGCGAGCUGGGGCUGCUCGCUUCAACCAGAGUAUCACCGUUCGUAUCGUUCGCCGCUGUGAGGGAGAGGUCCUCCGACGCGCCCUCAAGGCUGUCAUCGGCCAGCACGCCAUGUUCCGUGCCCGCUUCAGCACAACUAGCGAUGGAAACUGGCAGCAGAAGACCGCAGCGGAGGUCGACGAAUCUUUCCGUUUCCGCGUUCACUCCGUCAGCGACACUCGCGCGAUGGUUCCCAAGAUCGCCGAGAGCCAGACUUACCUUGAUCCUCUCAACGGUCCUAUUUUGGCCGCCGAUCUUUUCAAUCUCCGCGCCGGUGGUCAGGUCCUGUUCCUUGUGGCUCACCAUUUGUGCAUUGACAUGCUGGUGUGCAAUGCAGUCGGAGAGGUCAGGACCCACGAUGCCAACAUUUCCUUGCCUUUCACUUCCGAGAAGCCAAACUUGACGUAUUGGGGCAUGCAAGACACACCCAAUGUCUAUGGAGAUAUCAAGAUGGAAUCUUUCACAUUGAGUGAGGACACUACUAACUUCAUUCUGGAUGGUUGCCACAGUGUUUUCCGGACAGACACUGUUGACAUCCUACUUGCUGCCAUCAUUCAUUCCUUCGGUCGGACUUUCACCGAUCGCAAGGUUCCCACUGUUUACAAUGAAGGUCAUGGCAGAGAACCAUGGGAAGCCGACAUUGAUCUUUCGAGAACAGUUGGCUGGUUCACUACCAUGGCGCCUUUGCUAGUGGACUUCGACGCUCGUGCUCUCAACGACAUCAUCAAGCGCGUCAAGGAUACCCGGCGCAAGAUCACAGAUAACGGACGCCCCUACUUCGCUAAAAGCCUCCUUCAAAACCAGGCAGCCGACUUCCCAGUUCCAUUGGAGAUCCUCUUCAACUAUCUGGGUAAAAUGCAGCAACUUGAGCGAGACGACUCCUUGUUCCAUCACCAUGGCAGCGUCUUCGACAGCUCUGACUUCGCCGUUGCGGGUGACAUGGGCCCUCAGACUGCACGCUUCGCCCUCUUUGAGAUCUCGGCCAUUAUCAUCAAAGGUCGUCUCAAUGUCGCAUUCACUUACAAUCGCAAAAUGCAGCAUGAGGGCUCGAUCCGCCGCUGGAUCAUUCAGUGCAAGCAAACCCUCGAGAAGGAUCUUCUCACACUGAAGACGGCCACCCCCGAGCCAACUCUCAGUGACUAUCCUCUUCUGCCGAUCAACUACCACGGCCUGCAAAUGCUCACCGACAGCACCUUCCGCAGGGCGGGCAUUCGCGACAGGGAUCAGGUCGAGGAUAUCUAUCCCUGUUCUCCGAUGCAGGAGGGUCUUUUGCUCAGCCAACUCCGCGACCCCAAUGCCUACAUGUUCCACACCAUUUUCGAGAUCAAGGAUGCCAAAUAUGGCAAGGUCGACGCUGAAAGGGUUUCUCAAGCAUGGCAAACCCUCGAUCUUUUCGAUCAGCUGGUGCUCAAGGACCUCCGCGAGAACAACAUUUGCGUGGAGUGCCGCGACUCCGAGGUCGAAGAGAAGUUGGCUGCAAUUUCUCUUCGUGCCUUGAAUGCCGUUCGCCAGUCCAAGCUUUCUCACCAACUCACUGUCUGCAGAACGAACACUGGACGUGUGAUUCUGAAGCUCGAGAUCAACCAUGCAAUCAUUGACGGAGGCUCUGUCGAUGUCCUCCUCCGUGACUUGACACUCGCUUAUGAGCGCAAGAUUCCCGAGGGACCUGGACCUCGCUUCAGCGACUACAUCAAAUACAUCCGGUCUCAGAGCCAAGCUGACGCCCUCGGUCACUGGAAGCAAUACCUCGGUGGAGUUCACCCGUGCCACCUUGCCCCAUCCGCCACAUUUGGCUCAAAGCGAGCGCUGAAGGGUGUUAUGAUGAACUUCCAGCGGUUCCCGGAGCUUCUCAAGUUCUGCGAAAGGAGUUCUGUGACCCUUGCCAAUUUGACUCUCUCAGCCUGGGCCAUUGUUCUUCGACAAUUCACUAACUCCGAUGAUGUUUGCUUCGGAUAUCUUUCUGCUGGUCGCGAUGCCCCUGUUAACGGUAUCCAGGAUAUGGUCGGCAUCUUCAUCAACAUGCUCUGCUGCCGUGUCCAGUUCUCAGACCACCAGACUUUGACUGAUGUGUCCAAGAAUGUUCAAGAUGACUACAUUCGAUGCAUACCCCACCAGAGUUGCUCUCUCGCCAGCAUCCAGCACGAGCUUGGCUGGCAGGGACAGUCGCUCUUCAACACUACCCUGUCAAUUCAGAAUCACUCCGUCGCGGGUGGCCCCAAAGAAAAGGGGUUGUCCUUCGAUCUUCAGCACGCACAUGACCCCAGCGAGUAUGCGGUGACUGUGAACGUUGAGAUUGCACGAGGCCAAGAGGGCAUUCUCUUGAGAUACUGGAACGAUGUUGUCUCAGAUGAGGAGGCACAGGCAUUGACUGAUACAAUUGCCAAGGUCUUCACUGGAUUUAUUGAGUCGCCCGAUGCGACUCUGGAGCAGUCCAAGUUCGGCGCUGAAGCUGCGUCGGAGUCAAUGGAUUGGGAUCGUUCCCAGUCCACAUUGGCCGACAAGGCGAAGUCCGCCGGAGAUGCGAUUGAUAGCAGUGCCAUUCAAAAAAUCAUUGAUGAUCGCGGUUUGUCGAACUUCGGUGGCCACACUGAGGCCACUGUCGACUCGCCAUACCAGUUUGGCGUGCAAGAGGCGGAUGAUUCGGGUGUUUGUUCGGCGACAUCCCGUUCCAGCGAGGAUGGGAUGUCGGCCGAUGUGGAAGGAAGUUGUGGAACCUUUGGAUUGGGCGGUGAUAGCAUCACCGCAAUGAAAAUGGUCAGCGCGGCUCGCGAAGAGGGCCUGGUACUUACUGUCGCAGAUGUCUUCCACAACCCUGUUUUCGCAGACAUGCUGGCGACAGUUCGGGCCGCCAACGUCACUCAGCAACUCCUCAAUGUCGAUCUCAAGUCUGGCGGUCACAAAGAGGUUGAUAGUGAUUUACUCAACAUCACGCCAACGACGCUGGGGCCAUCCCCUUCAACUGAGAACCUCGAGGUUCUCAAGCCGUCAUGUGUUGAUGAUGCCGCAGUACAGAGUGGUAUCUGCCCCAAGAUCGGUGUCUUCAAGGGUGGCAUCGCCGAUUCCCGAUGGAUGCUUAACUACUUCUACCUUGAAGGUAAUGGUCCCUUGGACCUGAGACGCCUUCGCGAGAGCUGCUUGAAGGCUGUCGAUGCUUUCGAUAUUCUGCGCACAGUCUUUGUGUGCUUCCAUGACCAGUUCUUCCAGGUUGUCCUUCGCAAGAUCCGUCCCAGUAUCUUUGUCUAUGAGACAGAUCGCGCUCUCGACGACUUUACUAUGACCCUGCAACAGAGGGACCGUGAGUACGGACCCCGCGAGGGUGAACAAUACGUGCAGUUCUACGUUGUCAAAAGAAGGGCAGCGAUCAGCACCGCAUUUUUGAUCCGCCUCUCACACACCCAGUACGAUGGAGUCUGUCUGCCGAAGAUUAUGGCUGCGAUCAAGCACGGAUACGAAGGCACACCGUUGCCUCCCGUUACUCCGUUUGCUGGUUACUUGCGACAGCUACCGGGUACAAUUACUCCGGACCACUACCGCCACUGGUCCGACCUUCUCAAGGGAUCUCAGAUGACCCAAGUUGUACGCCGAAAGGGAACAAGCAUGUUCCAGAACGUGGGUGCAUUCACCGAAAUCCACAGGAAGAUCGAGAUCCCACCCACUGCCCUUGGAAAUGUCACCAUUGCAACCGUCAUGCAGGCUGCCUGGGCCUUGACCCUCGCCAAGCUGUCUGCCCAAUCCGACGUUGUCUUUGGUCUGACCAUCAGCGGUCGCAACGCCACAGUACCUGGCAUCGAAAACACCGUUGGUCCCUGUGUCAACGUUAUCCCGGUUCGCGUGAAACUCAGCGAGAACUGGACUGCCCUGGAUCUAUUCCGUUAUCUCCAAGACCAGCAAGUCUCCAACAUGCCAUUCGAGUCUCUGGGCUUCCGUGAGAUCAUCAAGCAGUGCACCGACUGGCCCUCCUGGACCUAUUUCACCACCUCCGUCUUCCACCAGAACGUCGACUACGAAGGAACGAUCGAACUCGACAGCAACAAGUACCGCAUGGGUGGUGUCGGUGUCAACGACAACCUCGCCGAUCUGACCCUGGUCUCUCGCCCCUCCGGCGAACGCGGCCUUGAUGUUACCCUCGGCUACUCCGAAAAGGGACCUGUCAUGCCAAUGUUCGCAGAAAAGGCUCUCGAUAUGGCCUGCGAGAUUGCACAGUCGCUCGUAGCGAAUCCCAACAGCUCGCUGCCUUCCGCGAGCACGCUGCGUUCCCUGCCACCUCAGACCAUUGAUGACCUCCCCCGUCCAUCGGACGAACACUUCCUCAGUGCGCACCUCAAGUCGCGCUCCAUUGCAGAGCUGCUCGUGCACUCAGACAUCCUGUCUCGCUCCUGGCAUCAGGUCUUGCCCAGCCGCACCGUCCCAGCCACUGUCGACCCGGACUCCAAUGACAAGCCCACGCACCAGUCUGCCUUCCAGCUGGAUUCCUCCUUCUUUGACCUUGGCGGCGAUGUCUUCAACCUUGCUCAGCUGACCUGGCUCCUUGAACAAGAGGGUCUCAAGGUCCGUCUGGAGGACCUUAUCGAGCAUCCUUCUUUCCUGGGACAGAUGGCUGUGCUGGCUUUGUAUAACGCGAAGCAUCAGGAAGAGCCUGUCGAGCAUCUUGCGACUGGCGCUGCCUCGCCUGACCCUGUUUCCCGUGUCGAGAAGAAGAAGACAUGGGAGAAGGCAAUGACAUUGGCUCGGAAGUUGACUCGACGGAAUAACAGCAUCAUCUCGAGUCGAGCUUGA